CCUAUAGUAAGCGGGAUUAGUGUCUUAAUUCCCGGAAAAUAAAGUUUUCAUAAAGAAAAAAAGUGAUGAUUACGCUUUAAUUUUACAUGAAUUCAUGUAAAUUUUGUACUCACUCCAUCGCACAAUCUUUCAUAUUGUAAAGGGCGACAGAGAGAAGACAGAGAGAGCAUUUGUAGCCGACAAGAAACAUUUUUGGUAGAAACACAAAAAGCAUAUUUGCAGGUCUUUACGAUAAUAUUGGUUUGCUAAAUUGUCUGAUAAGAAACAGCAAAACCAAAAAACAGAAAAGUUUGGAUAUUUUCUGAAGAAAGAGAUCUAAUGGGUGUUGUUAGUGUUCCUGAGUCGAAGCAAAGUGUUUCUGUGAAAAGAGCAUUUCGUCCAAGUUCCAGCAUCAGAAACACUCCUCAAUGGCCAGUCUCAGAAGUUACGAGUGACUUAACCAUUGAAGUAGGCUCUGCAAGCUUUUGUCUUCAUAAGUUUCCUCUCGUCUCUCGGAGUGGAAGAAUAAGGAAACUUCUUAUGGAUUCAAAAGACACGAAGAACGCUUAUCACCUGAACCUAACCGCAGUUCCCGGCGGCUCUGAGGCGUUUGAAACCGCUGCAAAAUUCUGCUACGGCAUCGUCGUCCAGUUCUCGUCGUCGAACAUCGCGGCGUUGCGAUGCGUGGCUCAUUACCUCGAGAUGACAGAGGAGUUGUCGGAGAAGAAUCUCGAGGCGAGAACAGAGGCUUACCUGAAAGACUCGAUCUUUAACGACAUAUCGAGCUCCAUCACCGUUCUUCACUCUCUCGAGAAGCUAUUGCCUAUCGCUGAAGAGAUUAGCCUCGUCGGGAGGCUCGUGAACGCGAUCGCUGUAAACGCUUGCAAAGAACAGCUCGUCUCUGGUUUGCUCAAGCUUGAUCAGAAAUUCGGCUGCGUCGGGAUAUCGCCGCCGGAGAAUACGGAGAAACCCUCUGAUUGGUGGGGAAGGUCUCUUCCCAUCCUCAAGCUCGAUUUCUUCCAGAGAGUUGUCUCCGCCAUGAAAUCAAAAGGUCUUAACCACGAGAUCAUCAGCGAGAUCCUUAUGAGCUACGCUCGGAAGUCACUUCAGAUCAUCAGAGAACCGAGUCUCGUCAAAGGAAACGCGAUUCUUGAUUCGGAUCUGCAGAAGAAACAACGAAUCAUCCUCGAAGCCAUCGUGAGUCUCCUCCCGACGCAAGCGAACAAAAGCUCGAUCCCGAUCUCGUUCCUGUCAAGCUUGUUGAAGACAGCUAUAGGAUCUGGAACCUCCGUUUCUUGCAGAUCGGAUCUUGAGAGGCGUAUAAGCCACCAGCUUGAACAAGCGACUCUUGAAGACAUCUUGAUCCCGGCGAGCAUCGGCGCCGUGUACGACACUGACUCGGUGCAAAGAAUCUUCUCCAUGUUCCUGAAUCUCGACGAGUGCGACUACGAAGACGAUGGUGAGGAUGUGGUGGAUGAGAGCGAGAUGGCUAUGUACGAUUUCGAAGGGCCUGAGUCUCCGAAACAGAGCUCCAUCUUCAAGGUGUCGAAGCUGAUGGAUAGUUUUCUAGCUGAGGUUGCUCUCGACUCGAACCUCCCUCCUUUCAAGUUCACAGCUCUCGCUGAGCUUCUCCCUGACCAUGCCCGUGUCGUCUGCGAUGGGCUUUACCGAGCCAUUGAUAUCUUCCUCAAGGUUCAUCCCAACAUGAAAGAUUCAGAGCGUUACCGUUUAUGCAAGACAAUCAGCUGCCAGAAACUGUCUCAAGACGCAAGCAGCCACGCGGCACAGAACGAGAGGCUUCCUAUUCAGAUCGCGGUUCAAGUCUUGUUCUACGAGCAGACGCGGCUCAAGAACACGAUGACCAACGGCGGUGGUGGUAGCGGCGCGGGCGGUACGAGUCAAAGCCAGUUCUUCUUGUUCCCGGGACAGUUUCCGAACCGGUCGGGGAGCGGUAUGGCAAGCGGUGCGAUCUCGCCGCGGGAUAACUACGCGUCGGUGAGAAGAGAGAACAGAGAGCUUAGGCUGGAGGUGGCUAGGAUGAGGAUGAGGCUGACUGAUCUUGAGAAGGAUCAUGUUUCUAUGAAGAGAGAGUUCGUGAAGCCGAGCAAGAGAACUCGUUAUGGACUGUUUAGGAAGCUCUCUAGAGGGUUGAACAAGUUAAAUGCAAUCGUGUUGAGAUUAAGAAGCAGCCAAAGUGUUGCUGGUAACGGUAAGCAUACGGAGGAGAAGACAAAUUCGGAGAGACGAUUCUUGUUUCAAAAGAGAAGAUGUCACUCUGUUUCUUGAAUUUGUAGUUUUUGAUGCUUUUGUUGGUAUUCGUAAGUGUGUAAAUUUGUAACUUAUAGGUUGUAUAGGGAGAGAGUUGAUCAUAGCUUUUUGAUCUUGUUGAGAUAAACUCUUCUGAAUGAUUUAUUUUCAGUGAAGUGAUUAGUAGUAAGUAACCUUCAUUGAAGAUGGAUCAAGAUUCAAGACCAAAAUGAAAAAUAAAAAAACAUAAAGCUAAUUUUGUG
Molecule: messenger RNA, 2489 nt
Organism: Thlaspi arvense
Lineage: Eukaryota; Viridiplantae; Streptophyta; Magnoliopsida; Brassicales; Brassicaceae
Source: the annotation of a GenBank genome assembly